AUGUUCGAUAUAGACUUUUCUAUUCCAUAUUGGCUAACAACUUAUUAUCACGUAAUUGGAGUAAUAUCCAUACUGUUCGACUCCUUUUCGAUUUACCUUGUUUUAUUCAGAAGCGAUAAAAUCGAUAAUUUUCGAUAUUUUUUGCUCUAUUUUCAGCUAGCCUGCACAUCAACCGAUAUAAUUUUGACAUUCCUCAUGCAACCCGUUGAAUUAUAUCCGAUUCUCGCUGGAUACAGUAUGGGUUUCUUGGCUCAAUUCGGAGUAACAACACAUUUUUGUCUGACAAUGCUAAUGCUCAGCGAAAUCUAUCAGAUUGAAAGUAUGAUCUUCUGUUUUCUACGAAAACAUCAGACAAUUGCCUCAACGCUCAGAAAAUAUGCAAUACCGAACUGGCUGGUUUGGAGUUUUUUCGCAUUUCUAGCAUUUCAUAUUUGUGCAAUGGGUGCACUAUUUUCUCAGACCAGCAUUGACCCGGAGCAGCAAAUGGAAUAUGUUAGGAUGAAUUUCCCCGAAUACCUCCAAGGUUUCCAAAGUCUCCCGAACUUUUCCAUCUACGAAGCUGAUGCGUAUUUCUUGGGCACCGUGAUUUUUGCAGUUUCAUGUGGAAUAUUUGCAUUUUUAGUUUUAUGUAUUGUUAUAGCAAACAUUUUUCGAAUGCUCUCACUUUUAAAAACUCAAAUCUCUGCCUCAAACUACCAAAAGCAUCGGGCCGCCGUUUGGAGCCUCCUUGCACAAUUCGCCACGUCAGGUGUCUGCUUCAUCCCACCCCUUGCUCUAGUAUUUGUCGCGUUGUUCAGUAUAAAUAGAGGACAGUGUAGGUUCAUUUCAGUAAUCGUAGAGUAUCUCCUGGUUAUCGCCUGUUCUCACUCCUCACUCAAUGUCUUGGUGCUCAUUGCCACGUUCCCGCCAUAUCGGAAGUAUGUGUUAUCACUUGUUAAACGUAAAAAAAAAAUCGCGAGAACCGGAUUGUCAGUGCUUUCCCUGAAGCCUUCCCAAAUGAGUUGA
This is a messenger RNA of Caenorhabditis elegans, 1005 nucleotides long. It is a transcript of the gene sri-60, whose product is annotated as Serpentine Receptor, class I. The record is from RefSeq and is marked reviewed. NCBI's taxonomy places the organism in Eukaryota, Metazoa, Nematoda, Chromadorea, Rhabditida, Rhabditidae. The transcript is spliced from 5 exons. Bases 1 to 1005 code for a protein of 334 amino acids.